AUGGCAGUGCAAAGGCACACAGCAGCAUCAACAUCAGCAAGACCCGCAAUGAGGCUACAACAAGGUGUUUUUUGUGGGGUCCCCACAACAACGUGCACCAAGUCAUUCAACAAAUCUCCACAUACCCUUAGCUUAAGGGUGUCUUUAGGGCAAGCUUUAGGAGGGCUUGGGCUUGGGGUUAAGGGAGGAGGAAGUUUUGGGGUUGGGGUUGGAGUUAGAGGAGGUUGUUUUGGAUAUGGAGUUGGAGUUGGGGGAGGUUGUUUUGGGUAUGGAGUUGGAGUUGGAGGAGGUUGUUUUGGGGUUGGGGUUGGAGUUGGAGGAGGUUGUUUAGGGGUUGGAGUUGGGGGAGGCUGUUUAGGGGUUGGGGUUGGAGGAGGUUGUUUUGGGGUUGGGGUUGGGGGAGGUUGCUUUGGGGUUGGAGUUGGAGUUGGGGGAGGUUGUUUUGGGGUUGGGGUUGGAAUUGGGGGAGGUUGUUUAGGGGUUGGAGUUGGGGGAGGUUGUUUUGGGGUUGGUGUUGGAGUCGGGGGAGGUUCUUUUGGAGUUGGGGGAGGGUAUUUUGGGGUUAGGGGAGGUGGUCUUGGGGUUGGAGUUGGGGGAGGUUGUUUUGGGGUUGGUGUUGGAGUUAGGGGAGGUUCUUUUGGAGUUGGGGGAGGGUAUUUUGGGGUUAGGGGAGGUGGUCUUGGGGUUGGAGUUGGGGGAGGUUGUUUUGGGGUUGGGAUCGGAGUUAGCGGAGGUUGUUUAGGGGUUGGGGUUGGGGGAGGUUGUUCUGGGGUUGGUGUUGGAGUUAGGGGAGGUGGUUUAGGGGUUGGGGUUGGGGUCGGAGUUGGGGGAGGGUAUUUUGGGGUUGGGGGAGGUUGUUCUGGGGUUGGUGUUGGAGUUGGGGGAGGUUGUUUAGGGGUUGGGGUUGGGGUCGGAGUUGGGGGAGGGUAUUUUGGGGUUGGGGGAGGUUGUUUUGGGAUUGGUGUUGGAGUUGGGGGAGGUUGUUUUGGGAUUGGUGUUGGGGUUGGGGGAGGUUGUUUAGGGGUUGGAGUUAGGGGAGGUUGUUUUGGGGUUGGGGUCGGAGUUGGGGGAGGGUAUUGUGGGGUUGGGGGAGAUGGUUUUGGGGUUGGAGUUGGGGGAGGUUGUUUUGGGGUUGGGAUCGGAGUUGGUGGAGGUUGUUUAGGGGUCGGGGUUGGUGUUGGAGUUGGGGGAGGUUGUUUAGGGGUUGGGGUUGGGGUCGGAGUUGGGGGAGGGUAUUUUGGGGUUGGGGGAGGUUGUUCUGGUGUUGGUGUUGGAGUUGGGGGAGGUUGUUUUGGGAUUGGUGUUGGGGGAGGUUGUUUAGGGGUUGGAGUUGGGGGAGGUUGUUUAGGGGUUGGGGUCGGAGUUGGGGGAGGUUGUUUUGGAGUUGGGGGAGGGUAUUUUGGGGUUGGGGGAGGUGGUUUUUGGGUUGGAGUUGGGGGAGGUUGUUUUGGGGUUGGGAUCGGAGUUGGUGGAGGUUGUUUAGGGGUUGGGGUUGGGGGAGGUUGUUCUGGGGUUGGUGUUGGAGUUGGGGGAGGUUGUAUUGGGGUUGGGGUUGGGGGAGGGUAUUUUGGGGUUGGGGGAGGUUGUUCUGGGGUUGGUGUUGGAGUUGGGGGAGGUUGUUUAGGGGUUGGAGUUGGGGGAGGUUGUUUUGGGGUUGGGGUCGGAGUUGGGAUCGGAGUGGGUGGAGGUUGUUUAGGGGUUGGGGUUGGGGGAGGUUGUUCUGGGGUUGGUGUUGGAGUUGGGGGAGGUUGUAUUGGGGUUGGGGUUGGCGUCGGAGUUGGGGGAGGGUAUUUUGGGGUUGGGGGAGGUUGUUCUGGGGUUGGUGUUGGAGUUGGGGGAGGUUGUUUUGGGGUUGGUGUUGGGGUUGGGGUUGGGGGAGGUUGUUUAGGAGUUGGACUUGGGGGAGGUUGUUUUGGGGUUGGGAUCGGAGUUGGCGGAGGUUGUUUAGGGGUUGGGGUUGGGGGAGGUUGUUCUGGGGUUGGUGUUGGAGUUGGGGGAGGUUGUAUUGGGGUUGGUGUUGGGGUUGGGGGAGGUUGUUUAGGUGUCGGCGUUGGGGUUGAGGGAGGAGGGUGUUUGGGGGUUGGGGUGUAG
Molecule: messenger RNA, 2091 nt
Organism: Prunus armeniaca (apricot)
Lineage: Eukaryota; Viridiplantae; Streptophyta; Magnoliopsida; Rosales; Rosaceae
Source: the annotation of a GenBank genome assembly